AUGCAGCUAUCAGAAGCGGUGGUACACCAUGCUAAAGGCAAUCCAUUAGUUCUGAGUUCAUUAGGUUACCAUCUACACCGCAAGGACAUAAGAGUAUGGGAAGAUAAGCUCGCAAAGCUAAAGCAUGAUCUUGACAAGGACAUUUUGGAAGUUUUCACAAUGAAUUAUGAUGAUUUAGAAGAUACAGAAAAGAAUGCAUUUCUUGAUAUUGCAUGCUUCUUUGGAAGGUGCAACAAAGAUCUUUUCCAGCAAACACUCUAUCUUCGCUGUUUCUAUGCAAAAUGGGCAAUAAGUCGUCUUAUUGAUAGGUGUUUCAUAAAUAUUUCAAAUAAAGACAUACGGGUGCAUGAAUUGCUACAAAAAGUAGGUCGAGGUAUUGUCUGCAACGAAAGCUUUGAUGAUCCUUGGAAACGUACCAGAUUAUGGGAUCCUGAUGAAAUCUAUCGUGUAUUAACACAUUAUAAGGGUCCUAAAGAAGUUCAAGCCAUAUCCCUAGACUUGUCCAAAAUCAGAGAAAUGACAUUAAGUUGUAAAGCCUUCAAAAGGGUACAGGAUAAGCUUAGAUUGCUUAAAUUCUACUAUCCUAGGCGUAUUCCUCGAGAGUGUCAGAUAUUCCACCGACUUGCAGUUCAGAUGACACAAAUCAAAAUCCACCUUCCUGAACAGGGCCUUAAAUAUCUUUCGAAGGACUUAAGGAUUCUCCGGUGGGAUCAUUACACUUACAAAUCUCUGCCGUCAAAUUUAUGUCUGGGGAAACUUAUUGAACUUCGAAUGCCUUGUAGCCAUCUUGAAGAACUAGUUUGGAAUGGAUUUCAGCCUCCGGUGAAUUUGAAAAUAUUGGACCUCAGUAACUCAGUGGAUCUUGCCAGAGUCACAGACUUGAGUGAAGUUACCAAUCUUGAGGUCCUAGAUCUGAGUUCCUGUGGAAAAUUGAAAAAUGUUCCCUCUCUGGAAUAUUGCAGCAAGCUUACAAAAAUAGACCUAAGCUUUUGUGACAAUCUUUGUAGAGUUCCGAAAAUUCCUAAGAAUGUAGAAGAGUUAUCCUUGCGUGGAACUGUAAUAGAAAAAGUGCCGAAAUCAAUUUGUGAACAUCUCCGUCAGCUUGUUAAAUUGGAUCUGAGUGACUGCAAAUGUCUACGGAGGCUACCAAGCAGUAUUAAGAAUUGUAAAUGCCUUGUAGAGCUUAAUCUUCGUCGUUCACAGCUAGUUAAACUUCCAGAUAGCAUCGGUGAGUUGGACUGUCUACAAUAUCUGGAUCUAGAGGGCUGCAUCCUAUCAGAAAUUCCUCACAGCAUCGGUUCUUUAAUGUCAUUGAGGAAAUUGAAUUUAACAGGGAACAUAUUUAAGAGCAUACCUGCAAGCAUCAAGCAACUUUCUGAACUGACUGAUCUCAUUUUAAACGGAUGUGUGAUCCUUCAAUGUUUACCAGAGCUUCCAUCAUGUCUACAACAUUUAACUGUGCAGUGCUGCACUUCUCUAGAAUCAGUACAAAGUAUAUACACUGAAGUUCAGAAAGAGUAUGAAGCUUCUUUUGAGAUUUUCAAUUUCGCAUAUUGCAACCAACUGAAUGAGGACGCUUACCAUAAAAUUAUGGGUGAUGCAUGGCUGAGAAUUCAACGCAUGGCAACAUCUCUGUUCAAUCAGGGCUUUCAAAGCAGAGCUAGAUUUUGUGUUCCUGGAAGCGAAGUCCCAGAAUGGUUCAGCUAUCAAAAUAAAAGAGGAUCUUCAUUACAAGCAAUCAAGCCCCCUCAUCGCAACAUUACUGAGUCCUUGGGUUGCGCAUUUUGCGUUGUUGUUGCAUCCAAAGAGGAAAUUGAUCACGAGGAUUUUGCUGCCCCUGAUGAAGAAAAUUUCGACACCUGGAUAGGAUUUGACGAUAUUAGAUGCGAGUGCAAAUUCAUAACCAUGAAUGGACACCAAAGUGAUCUCCAUUUCUCCUACAUGUUACACAUGAUAGAUGAUGUCGGCAAGAUUGGAAGUAAUCAUGUGUUCGUUUGGUAUGACCCGAGUCCCAAGUCUGGUUAUUGUUUCAACGAGGCCACAUUUGAAUUCUGCCUUGAUUAUAAGCACGGAACCCCUAGAACAUGUGAGGUGAUUAAAUGUGGAGUCCAUCUACUCUUUGCUAAAGAUGAUAAUCAUGAGCAACCACGCCCUAACAAAAGAUCGAAGAUGAAUAUCGUUGAUCCUGAUUUGCCUUUGUCAUCCUGUUUGACGGGGCAACUCAAUGCUCCAGAUGGUCUUCCUCUUCCCUAA
Dovyalis caffra is the source of this 2253-nucleotide messenger RNA. The record is from the annotation of a GenBank genome assembly. Lineage: Eukaryota; Viridiplantae; Streptophyta; Magnoliopsida; Malpighiales; Salicaceae.